This is a messenger RNA of Myiozetetes cayanensis, 2459 nucleotides long. RefSeq names its product premelanosome protein (gene PMEL). The record is from RefSeq and is a predicted model, not a curated record. Lineage: Eukaryota; Metazoa; Chordata; Aves; Passeriformes; Tyrannidae. Gene Ontology annotation, biological process: melanosome organization. Gene Ontology annotation, cellular component: melanosome.
GCCGUGGCCGGAGCCAGGCCUGGAGCGGGCGGCCGGCGGCGUUCCGGAGCUGGGACGCGGGGCUGUACCGGCCGUGGCAGGAGGGGAUGCGUGACUGCUGGCGAGGCGGCGAAGUCACCUUCGACAUCAGCAACGACGCUCCCACCAUGGCGGGUGCCGACGCCACGUUCUCCAUCGCCCUGCGCUUCCCCGGCACCCAGGCGGCGCUUCCCGACGGCCGCGUCGUCUGGAGCCAGAACUGCACCGUCAAUGGCACCCGCGUGGCCCAGGGCGAUCCUGUCUUUCCAGAGCAGCCAGAAGAGGACGUGGGUGGCAUCUUCCCUGACGGGCAGCCCUUCCCCAGGGGCAAGAAGGGCAAAUUUGUCUACGUCUGGUGGACCUGGGGGCGCUACUGGCAGGUGGUGGAUGGGGCAGCGUCGCGGCUCACGGUGGGCACGGCCGGGGUCCCCCUCGGCUCCUACACCAUGGAGGUCGUCGUCUACCAUUACCGUGGCCGUCAGAAGUUCAUCCCCAUCGGUCGUGCCAGCACCCAGUUCAGCAUCACUGACCAGGUUCCCUUUGCGGUGGACGUGAAGCAGGUGCAGGACGCGGCUGCGGGCGACGGGCGCUUCGUGCGGAACCGCGCCGUGGCCUUCACCGUGCGGCUGCACGACCCCAGCCGGUACCUGCGCGACGCCGACAUCGCCUACUCCUGGAACUUCGGGGACCAGAGCGGGACCCUCAUCUCGCGCAGCCCCACCGUCACCCACACCUACCUGGAGGCCGGGUCCUUCACCGCCCGCCUGACCCUGCAGGCCGCCAUCCCCCUCAGCCCCUGUGGCACCUCCGCCGCCCCCAUCGUGAACCCCACCACGGGUCCCCCACCCUCGGUGCGCCCCACGCCCACGCAGCCCGCAGGCACCACGCCGGGCGGGCAGGGCACCACCGGGGCACCCAGCACCGCUCCCACACCCCGCAUCGAGCCAGCGGAGCCCACGGGGGGAUCUGCAGCUGAGCCCUCAGACCCUGCUGUCACUGAUCCCUCGGCCCCCUCUGUCACCGAGACCUCAGACCCUGCUGUCACUGAUCCCUCGGCCCCCUCUGUCACCGAGCCCGCCCUCCUGGCAUUCAGCACCGCGGUGAGCGGCACCGAGGCCGGCUCUGCUGCAGUGUCCGGGACCCCCCUGCUCCCCACCUCGGUGGUCCCAGCUGGGGACACCCUGGUCACAGUGGCCCCCACACCCUUGGAGGGAACGAUGGCUGCAGAUGCAGAGACAGAUGGAGCUACGGAUGAUGCCACAGCUGGAGUCACAGCUGGAGCCACAGCUGGAGUCACAGUUGGACCUGCAGCUGAAGCCACAGUGGGAGCCACAGCUGGAGUCACACUUGAUGCCACAGCUGGAGUCACAGCUGAUGCCACAGCUGGAGCCACAGCUGGAGCCACGAUUGAUGCUAUGGUUGAUGCCACAGCUGGAGCAACAGCUGAUGCCACAGUUGGAGCCACGGUUGAUGCCACAGCUGGAGCAACAGUGGGAGCAACCGUGGGAGCCACGGCUCUGUCCCUUGCUCCCGCCACUACUGGAGCCACUGCUGAGCCGCUGGUGCUGGUGAAGCGCCAGGCACCAGCCGCAGACUCCACCGGCUGCAUCCUGUACCGCUACGGCACCUUCUCCACACAGCUCAACAUCGUCCAGGGCAUCGAGAGCGUGGCCAUCGUGCAGGUGGUGCCGGUGGUGCCCCAGGGCAGCGAGAGCAGCGUGGAGCUGACGGUGACAUGCGAGGGGAGCCUCCCCCAGGAGGUGUGCACGGUGGUGGCAGACCCCGAGUGCCAGACGGUGCAGACGGAGACGUGCUCGGCCGUGGAACCCGCGCCCGGCUGCCAACUCGUGCUGCGCCAGGACUUCAACCAGUCCGGCCUCUACUGCCUCAACGUGUCCCUGGCCAACGGCAACGGCCUGGCCGUGGCCAGCACCCGCGUGGCUGUCGGAGGCGCUGCCCCGGCCUCUGGGAGCCCCACGAUUUUUGUGGGGCUGGUGCUCGUCGCUGCUGCUCUGGGCACAGCUGCCUACACCUACAGACGAGUCAAGUACACCCCCCUGCUGGCCAUGGCCCCUCCGGCCCCCCGGCCCAGGGGGUGGCUGCCCCCCGGCCCUGCCCUCCGCCUGCUGCUGCACCGGGCCUUCGGGGGGGCUCCGAGUGGCGAGAGCAGCCCCUCCUCCGCGGGAACACCGUCUAGAGAGCCCCCCCGCCCCGCGCCGCCCCUGCCUGGCCCGAGCCCCCAGACCCAGGGGGGGCCGCGGGCUGUGGGGGGGUCGCGUGGCCUCGAUGCCACCAAGAUUAAAGGCUCAGCUGCGCCGGUGCCUCCACCUGGUCAUGUGUCUGGGGGGGCCUGGGGGGCCGGGGGACACAACCAGCCCCAGUGUUUAUUACAACACCAGCUUUAUUACUGCGAGAGGCACUUGAAAUUGGGGUGGGAAUAA